This is a messenger RNA of Pelobates fuscus (common spadefoot toad), 1999 nucleotides long. RefSeq names its product prolyl 4-hydroxylase subunit beta (gene P4HB). Gene Ontology annotation, biological process: protein folding; response to endoplasmic reticulum stress. The record is from RefSeq and is a predicted model, not a curated record. Gene Ontology annotation, molecular function: protein disulfide isomerase activity. Lineage: Eukaryota; Metazoa; Chordata; Amphibia; Anura; Pelobatidae. Gene Ontology annotation, cellular component: endoplasmic reticulum. The coding region runs from base 64 to 1581 and encodes 505 amino acids. The transcript has 11 exons.
UAUAAAGCGCAUGCGCGCAGCGCGGGCUCACAGCGCCACGUCCCGUCCACCGGAUCCGUCACGAUGCGCCCCGUACUCGCCCUGUGCCUGCUUGCCCUGCUCGGGGCCCGCGCCGACAUCGCGGAGGAGAACGACGUGCUGGUGCUGAGGAAGGACACGUUCGACCAGGCCCUGCAGGCGCACAAAUACCUCCUGGUGGAAUUCUAUGCCCCUUGGUGCGGUCACUGCAAGGCAUUGGCACCAGAGUAUGAGAAGGCAGCUGGAAUUCUAAAAGGAGAAGGAUCAGAGAUACGAUUGGGUAAGGUGGAUGCCACAGAAGAGGCGGACUUGGCACAGGAGUUUGGUGUUAGAGGCUAUCCAACAAUCAAAUUCUUCAAAAAUGGAGACAAGAAGUCACCCAAAGAAUAUUCAGCUGGCAGGGAGGCACCGGACAUUGUCAACUGGCUGAAGAAGCGUACAGGUCCAGCUGCCACAACAUUGAGUGAUGAAGCAGCUGUGACUGCUCUUGUGGAUGCCAACGAAGUUGCAGUUAUUGGUUUCUUUAAGGAUACCGAAUCUGACCUGGCAAAGGUCUUUGUGCAAGCUGCAGAAUCAGUAGACGACAUUCCAUUUGGAAUCAGUUCCAGUGAUGAUGCUUUCUCUAAAUAUGAGAUUACAAAAGAUACAAUUGUCCUCUUCAAGAAGUUCGAUGAAGGUCGGAAUAACUUUGAAGGAGAAGUAAAGAAAGAGGAAGUCUUGAGCUUCAUAAAGUCUAACCAGCUACCUCUGGUUAUUGAAUUUACCGAGCAGACUGCACCAAAGAUCUUCGGUGGAGAGAUAAAGACACACAAUUUGUUCUUCCUGCCAAAAAGUUCCCCUGACUAUCAAGAAAAACUUGACAAUUUCAAGAAAGCUGCAUCAAACUUCAAGGGAAAGAUUCUCUUCAUCUUCAUUGAUAGUGAUCACACAGAUAACCAGCGUAUUCUGGAAUUCUUCGGUCUGAAGAAAGAAGAGUGUCCUGCUGUCAGGCUAAUUACACUGGAGGAAGAGAUGACAAAAUACAAGCCUGAGUCAGAUGACUUGUCUGCUGAUAAAAUCAAGGAAUUCUGUGACCUGUUCCUGCAGGGCAAGAUUAAGCCCCAUCUAAUGAGUCAAGAUAUACCCGAAGAUUGGGACAAGAGCCCAGUGAAAGUCCUGGUGGGCAAGAACUUUGAAGAAGUUGUCUUUGAUGAGAACAAGAAUGUGUUUGUUGAAUUCUAUGCCCCUUGGUGUGGUCACUGCAAACAACUGGCUCCAAUCUGGGAUCAACUAGGAGAGAAGUACAAGGACACAGAUAAUAUUGUCAUAGCAAAAAUGGAUUCCACAGCUAAUGAGAUUGAAGCUGUUAAAAUUCACAGCUUCCCCACCUUGAAGUUCUUCCCAGCUGGGGCAGAGAAGAAGGUGGUUGACUAUAAUGGAGAGAGGACACUAGAAGGAUUCUCGAAGUUCUUGGAAAGCGGUGGGCAGGAUGGUCAGGCAGAUGAGGACCUGGAGGACUUGGAAGAUGCAGAGGAGCCAGACUUGGAAGAGGAAGAUGAUCAGAUAAAGAGAGAUGAAUUAUAGGAAUAUGCAGUAAUAUUUCAGAAGCCAGAGGACACUAAGAGGGGCGGAGACAACACUCUACACUCAGAGCUCUGAAUGCAGGGAAACUUUAUUUUCAUCAAUCUGUAUGUUAGGGUUUUUGCUUUGGGGGGGGAUAAAGGGGCCUUGGUGUUAACGGUCAGCAGAGUUUAUUUUUCACUGUGAGGUUUUUUGUUUUUUUUAACACUUGACAUUUUAUUUUUCUGAUGUAAAGUUUGGCACUUGUUGUGGCUUCCUGUAUUGUCCUAUCUGUAACUUUAUUGUGAGCUUUUUUCCUGUAGCUGGAUGAGAAUUCCACGCAUGGCUCGUUCCCCUUAUAAAGGACCUUGUUCCUUUUGGGCUCAUUUUCGAUGUUUCUCUAGCGGAAGCUGCUGGUAUUCUCUCUCCCCCCCCCCCCCCC